Meloidogyne enterolobii is the source of this 1935-nucleotide messenger RNA. The record is from the annotation of a GenBank genome assembly. Lineage: Eukaryota; Metazoa; Nematoda; Chromadorea; Rhabditida; Meloidogynidae.
AUGAAAAUUAAAAUUUUUAAAAGAAAAAGGCCUCUAGAAACUAAAGAACCUGAAAAUAAAAAAAGAACUAAAAAGGAAGCAUCACAGCAAAAAAUUGAUCAAAAUGGGAUGACUGGGACUUCAAAUUUAAAAGAAAGGGAAAAAGAAAUAAAUUCGGAUUUUUUCAGUGCCCAUUUUUGCAAGGAACAAUUGGAUGAUGAAAACAAUUCACCCUUACUUAAACGUUUACUUGCUGGCCAUGCAUAUGCUCAAAAAGAAGAUUUUGAUAACCUUUUUGAAGAACAUUCUGCUUCAAUUUCUACUUGGGGACAUUCAACUUCUAAUUUAACAAAACAAUUAAAAACGGAUGAUAUAAUCACAUUAAAACGUCUUUUGCGUCUCUACAAAAACAAGCUAGUUAGUAAAGAAAAAGAACAAAAUUUCCAAGAAAAUUUGUUUACAAAUUUUAUGGGGCGUUAUUUGGAUGUUUGCUGCUCUACUAGAGAAGACUGCACGGAGCUAAUUUGUCUGCAUUCUUUAAAUCAUUUAAUGAGAACCAGAAAUUUAAUUAUUGGAAAUAAACAAAGAUUACAGAAAGCAAAGGAUGAGGGUCUUGAACUAACCGACUCUUUAAUUGAAAAAUGUCGUGACCAAGGCUUGUCGCGACCCAAAAUUCUCAUUUUGUGCCCUUUUCGAAAAUUUGCUCACAAAAUAGUUUCUACAAUGAAAGAUUUGUUGUUUACGCCAGAAGAAAAACCUUUCCUUCAAAACUGGGCAAAAUUUGACGAAGAAUAUGGAAAUGAAGAGGGAAAUAAAAUUAACGAGAAACGACAAGUUUCGGAUGAUUUUAAGGAAUUAAUGUCAGGAAAUGUAGACGAUUGUUUUCGAUUAGGUAUUGGAUUGGCUAAAAAAUGUUUAAAAUUAUACACAAAUUUUGAGGAGUCAGAUAUUCUGUUGUGUUCCCCUUUGGGAAUUAAAAUGAUAAUUGGUGAAAAUGAGGAAGAAAGUAAGGAAGGAGAUUCAAAUAAAAAAGAUGCUGGUUCAAGUGAUUUUUUGGCGUCGAUUGAAAUUGUGAUAAUUGAAAGGGCAGAUAUUUUAAUAAUGCAAAAUUGGGAGCAUUUAAUAAACACAAUUUCCGCUCUAAAUAAAAUGCCUUCAAAAGUUUCUACUGAUAUUACAAGAAUUAGGCGUUGGUCUUCAAUUGAUGGUUUGGCAAAACAUUAUAGACAAACAAUUUGUUUUUCUCAAAUUAAUUUUGUUGAAAUGCAUUCCCUAUUUGCCCAACAUUGUUCUAAUUUUGCCGGUAUAGCUACAAUAAAACAAAACCUUUCAGAACCUCUUCCAAUUAAAAAAUUUUUCUAUCCAAGUAUUCAAUAUUUUCAUCGGUUUGAGGCAAUUUCCCCGACCGAACAGGCAAAUGAACGCUUCAAAUAUUUUGUUGAACAAAUACUUCCAAAAUGUGAAACAGGCACUCUAAUAUUUAUUCCCUCCUAUUUUGAUUUUGUUCGUAUUCGAAACUUUUUGAAAAAACGAAAUAAUGAAACAUUUGUUCAACUACAUGAAUAUGCAGAACAGGGAAAAAUAGCUAAAGCUAGACUAUUAUUUUUCAAAGGAGAAAGAAAAUUGAUGUUAUUUACUGAAAGAUUACACUUCUUCUUUCGUUACCAAAUUAAAGGAAUUCGUUCUUUAUUGUUCUACCAGCCUCCAAUUAAUCCUGAAUUUUAUCCUGAAUUUUUACAAAUGUCGGCAACUUUGCAAAAGAAGAAUUUUGAUAAUCAAGAAAAUAAUAAAUUGCAAAAAUCCUCUCAACAACAACAACAAAAUUCCAUAAAACACGUUAAUUCAUUAAUGCUCUAUUGCCGUUUUGAUAUACUUCGACUAGAAAAUAUUUUUGGCCUUAAAGCGACGCAAAGGCUCUUAUCUGGGGAUGCGAUACAAAAUUUAAAAUUAGAAUAA